AGACUCCUCUCACAAGCGUCUUGCUUUGCUACCAUUAAAAUCAGACCCUUUUUUUGUCUCUCGAUUGCUGUCUCCCGACCAAACUCCGAUGUGUUCCGUUAUCAGCGACCUCACGCCUGCCAUUCCAGCACCUGUCUUGCUAGGGAUCGGUGGAUAGUAUAACGAUUCAGAAAGCAGACAAGGACAUAGGAGGAGAGAGAGCUGUAGAGAGACAGCCAGGGAUAGGCACAGAGAGCUUUGAAGUAAUUGGAUUCAAUGGACGAAAUGCUGCUGUUGACAAGAAUUCUCUUGGUGGGCUUCAUCUGCGCUCUUUUAGUCUCCUCUGGGCUGACUUGUGGACCAGGCAGGGGCAUUGGAAAAAGGAGACACCCCAAAAAGCUGACCCCUUUAGCCUAUAAGCAGUUUAUUCCCAAUGUGGCAGAGAAGACCCUAGGGGCCAGUGGAAGAUAUGAAGGGAAGAUCACAAGAAACUCCGAGAGAUUUAAAGAACUAACCCCAAAUUACAACCCUGACAUUAUUUUUAAGGAUGAAGAGAACACGGGAGCUGACAGACUGAUGACUCAGCGCUGCAAGGACAAGCUGAACGCCCUGGCGAUCUCGGUGAUGAACCAGUGGCCCGGGGUGAAACUGCGAGUGACCGAGGGCUGGGACGAGGACGGCCACCACUCCGAGGAGUCCUUGCACUACGAGGGUCGCGCCGUGGACAUCACCACUUCGGACCGGGACCGCAGCAAGUACGGCAUGCUGGCCCGCCUGGCCGUCGAGGCCGGCUUCGACUGGGUCUACUACGAGUCCAAGGCGCACAUCCACUGUUCCGUCAAAGCAGAAAACUCGGUGGCAGCCAAAUCGGGAGGCUGCUUCCCUGGCUCGGCCACGGUGCACCUGGAACACGGUGGCACCAAGCUGGUGAAGGACCUGAGCCCCGGGGACCGCGUGCUGGCAGCUGACGCAGAGGGACGGUUGCUCUACAGCGACUUCCUCACCUUUCUUGACCGGGAGGACAGCUCCCACAAGCUCUUCUAUGCCAUUGAGACACGGCAGCCCCGGGCCCGGCUGCUGCUGACGGCUGCCCACCUUCUCUUCGUGGCCCCCCAACACAACGAGUCGCAAGAGGGGACCCCCAGCAGCCAGGCGCUCUUCGCCAGCCGCGUCCGGCCGGGCCAACAGGUCUAUGUGUUGGGCGAGGGCGGGCAGCAGCUCCUGCCGGCGGCUGUGCACAGCGUCUCACUGCAGGAGGAGGCUUCGGGGGCCUACGCCCCCCUCACCGCCCAGGGCACCAUCCUCAUCAACCGGGUGCUGGCUUCUUGCUACGCCGUCAUCGAGGAGCACAGCUGGGCGCAUUGGGCCUUCGCUCCCUUCCGCCUGCUCCAGGGGAUGCUGGACGUCCUGUGCCCCUCUGGCGGGGGGACCCUGGUGGGUGCCCCCGCCACCCCUGGCAUCCACUGGUACUCUCGCCUCCUCUACCGCAUCGGCAGCUGGGUGCUGGAUAGUGACUCUCUGCACCCGCUGGGCAUGGUGGUACCAUCCAGCUGAGAGCAUCCUGAGCCAUCCCGGCUGCCCGCCAACCGCUGAGGGAGAGACAGAGACACAGAGAGAGAGAAAGGAGGAAUAAAUGGAAAAGAAAGAAAAAAAAAAAAAAAAGAAAAAAAGAAAAGAAAAGAAAAACCUAAAAGAAAAAAAAAGGAAAAAAAUCCCAUAUUUUUAAAAGAAAGCACGGAUUAAGACUUAAAAAAUAAUAAUAAUAAAAUAAUAAUAAUUAAGUAGGACAGUCCAAAGUAGACUUUAAGGGAAACAAAGACCCCAGGAAGUUCUGUUCUGUUUAGUUUAUAAAUAUAUAUAUAUUUUUAUUUGUUCCUUUGUUUUGUUCAUUGUUUUAUUUUUUUUUUUCCUCCUCUCCUGGAUAUUUAUUUCUUUGGUAUUUUGAAUAGAUGUUUUAAAAGAUAUGAACCGGACCUUCAAGAGCCUUAAAUAGUUUCUUUGAUAAUUUAUUAUCAUGUGAACUGUACUCACAGGGGAAAAAAUUAUUUUGUGAGGCCAAGCAAAACUGCGCAGAGUCUAUUUUUCUACAUGUCAUGUGUGUCCUGACUUUCAGAAAGCAAAAUUCUGUACUUUCCCAUCUCUCCAUUACAUUGCUCCUUCAUUUCAGCAAGUCCAAAAACCAAGCAAAGAAACACACAAAAAAAGACAAACUUCAUGGGGGUCCGUAAAUUAUAUUUUUAUACACAGAAUUGUAAAUUAGAUUUUUUUGAGAGAUCAAUACUUAACUGAAUCACAUUUCGUUUUUUGAAAUAGUGUAAAAUAUGAGAAUAUAUUAUUUUAAUUUAAAUAGUUUCAAAUGUAACGUCAUUUCCUGUAUUGUUUUCCAUGCUUUGCUUUGUAAAAACACCAUUUGGCCAUGUUCAUGGAAGUCAAGACUGUUACACAAACGUUUUAUUUGCAAAAACCGUAAGAAACUUUGUUAUUUUUAACUUCAAAAAAUUUAUUAGAAAAUAAUAUUUUUUAAAAAGCGCACAUGGCGGCAAUUCUGUGACGAUGGAGACGGUAGUUUGUACAGAGGGGAGAAAAGGAUGUUUUGCAUUAAUAAAUUGAGAAAUAACUGCUGUAAAUUUACUAAAAUGUAUUUUUUGAAUAUUUUGUAAUAGUUUUAAUAGUUUUAUAGAAAUAAAAUGUGCCAUGCACAGUCUGGUUAGUAUAUAAUAA
Columba livia (rock pigeon) is the source of this 2700-nucleotide messenger RNA. RefSeq names its product sonic hedgehog signaling molecule (gene SHH). Gene Ontology annotation, biological process: smoothened signaling pathway; oligodendrocyte differentiation; protein autoprocessing. The transcript has 3 exons. The record is from RefSeq and is a predicted model, not a curated record. Bases 256 to 1533 code for a protein of 425 amino acids. Gene Ontology annotation, molecular function: patched binding; calcium ion binding. Lineage: Eukaryota; Metazoa; Chordata; Aves; Columbiformes; Columbidae.